Molecule: messenger RNA, 800 nt
Organism: Symphalangus syndactylus (siamang)
Lineage: Eukaryota; Metazoa; Chordata; Mammalia; Primates; Hylobatidae
Gene: LCN9
Product: lipocalin 9
Molecular function (GO): small molecule binding
Source: RefSeq, a predicted model, not a curated record
GGCUGAGGUGUCCGCGGCAAGGAUGGCUCUGCUUCUGCUGAGCCUGGGGCUGAGCCUGGUCGCAGCCCAGGAGUUCAAUCCCUGUACCGUCGUGCAGAGGAACUACAACAUGGCCAGGGUUUCGGGGGUCUGGUAUUCUAUUUUCAUGGCCUCAGAUGACCUGAAUCGGAUUAAAGAAAAUGGGGACCUGAGGGUCUUCGUCCGGAAUAUUGAACACUUGAAGAACGGCAGCCUAAAAUUUGAUUUCGAAUACAUGGUGCAGGGGGAGUGUGUGGCCGUGGUCGUGGUCUGUGAGAAGACAGAGAAGAAUGGGGAAUACUCCAUCAACUAUGAGGGCGAGAACACGGUGGCCGUCUCGGAGACUGACUACAGGCUGUUCAUCACCUUCCACCUCCAGAACUUCAGGAACGGGACCAAGACCCACGCGCUGGCGCUCUAUGCACGGCUCCCACAGCUGGAACCCUCCUUCCUGAGCAGAUUUGAAGAAACCUGCAGAAAGUACGGACUUGGCUCACAAAAUAUCGUCGACUUGACCAACAAAGAUCCCUGCUACUCCAAGCGUUAGAGGAGCCCGCCCAGGCCUCCCAUGCGACACUUGUCAUUGGAUUUAGGGCCCAUCUUCAUCCAGAAUGAUCUCCUCCUGUCAAGAUCCUUAACUUCACACCUGCAAAGACCCUUUCCCAUCAGACGCCCUUCACAGGCUCCAGGCACUAGGAGAGGAGCAUGUCCUUUGAGGGACACCACUCAGGCCACCACAGGCUCCUUCUCCGAGUUGCCCCUCCCUUCUCAGAAAUGGUCCC